GAACUAAAAUAAUUCUUUCGAGCGUGUGGCGUUCUUCGCUAAAACCCGUAAGUAGAUGAUCUAACCCCUCGCUGCUGGUGUUGCUCUGGUGUUGCAGGAUAACGAAAUCCCUUCUUCAGUUAUUGAAGGACACUCUCACUUCAGUUUAAUGUCUAGCUCUUCUUCCCUCCUUCCUCUACUCUAAACUCAAUCAUGCACUCCAUUCUCUCCCCUCCUCUGCUUCAAUCACAACCACCAUUUCGAUUUGCACACUACCCACCUUUCACUUCGAUUCUUCCUCUUCCAAAUCGAAGAUUCAUCCCUAACUCCCGCCAAACACCGAGAAACCCUCUCUCUCUCGCUUCCGGUACUUCACCAAUAAGUUUCGCCGUUAACUAUGCGCCCUCCCCUUCAGAACCGGAGACAGAAGAAAACGACAACGUUUUGUUGAAACAACUCGUUCGCGCGCUGUUUUGUUUCGCGGUUGGUUUUUCCGCUUUGGGAGCACUCCGAGCUCGUCCUGCAUUUGCAAUUGCAGCUCCAUGGGGGUUUUUGGGGAAACGAGGAAGUGAGAAAGAGAGAGUGAAGAGUUAUGAGUAUUCGGAUUGCACUGAUAGGUUGUUGGAGACAGUUUCGAGUCUGUUGAGGAGCGUGGAUGAGGUUAGGCAAGGGAAUGGGGACAUGAGCAUGGUGGAGGAGGCGUUGAAGGCCGUGAAAUCGAAGAAGGAAGAGUUGCAAAAAGAGAUUAUGGGGAGGUUUUACCCGAGGUUGAAGAAGUUGAGGAGACAAAGGAACCCAUUGUGGGGACGGUCAGGGGAGAUUAUUAGCGAGAUAUUGAAGGCGAAAGGGGAGUAUGAUAAAUUGAAGAUGAAUGUAGUGAAUGAGAAAGAGAUGGCAAGGAUGAAGGAGUUGGAGCAGAGGGUGGGGGUGCUGGAGGAUGAAUACAAUGCGGUGUGGGAGAGAGUUGGUGAGAUUGAGGACCUGAUUUCGAGGGAGGAGACGCUGGCAUUGAGUUAUGGGGUAAGGGAAAUCUGUUUCAUUGAGAGGGAGUGUGAGCAGAUGGUGGAGAGGUUUAAACAAGAAAUGAGACGCAAGGGCGUUGAAAGUUUGCCUACUGGCUCAGUUACCAGGCUCUCAAAAAUUGUUAUUCAGAAAGAUUUGGAAACUGUACAAAGAAAACAUGCCGAGCAAAUACUUCUUCCUAGCAUUUUGGAUGUUGAGGAUCUUGGCUCAUUCUUUCAUCAAGACUCUAUAAAUUUUGCUCAACGUUUACAAAGAAGUCUUAAAGACUCCAGGGAGAUGCAAAUGAAUUUGGAGGCUCAGAUAAGAAAAAAAAUGAAAAAGUUUGGCAAGGAAAAGCACUGUAUUGUUUACUCACCAGAAGGAGAGGUCAUUAAGGGUUUUCCGGAAGUUGAGUUAAAGUGGAUGUUUGGAAAUAAGGAGGUUCUAGUUCCUAAAGCUGUUGGUCUCCAUUUGUACCAUGGUUGGAAGAAAUGGCGUGAAGAAGCUAAGGCAAAUUUAAAACGGAAGUUAGUAAAAGAUGCUGAGUUUGGCAGACAAUAUGUAGCUGAAAGACAGGAAAGGAUUCUUUUGGACCGAGACAAGGUAGUGUCAAGGACUUGGUACAAUGAAGAGAAAAAUAGAUGGGAGAUGGAUCCAGUGGCUGUUCCUUAUGCUGUCUCAAAAAGGCUGAUAGAGCAUGUCCGCAUUAGGCAUGAUUGGGGUGCCAUGUAUAUUGCAUUAAAGGGGGAGAACGAAGAAUUUUAUGUAGACAUAAAGGAAAUUGAAAUGCUUUUUGAAGGUUUUGGGGGUUUUGAUGGGCUGUAUAUGAAAAUGCUUGCCUGUGAUAUUCCAACAGCUGUUCAUCUAAUGUGGAUUCCUUUCUCAGAUUUGGAUAUCCGCCAACAGUUCCUCUUGAUAUUAAGUGUGUCUAAUGGGUUUUUGAGUGGCUUGUGGAAUUCUGGAGUUGUUGUGAAUGCGAGAAAAUGGAUAUUGAAGAAUAUUAAGGAUACAACUGAUGACAUAAUGAUGUUGACAGUGUUUCCUAUUGUGGAGUUUUUAGUUCCUUACCCGGUGAGGUUACAAUUGGGGAUGGCUUGGCCAGAGGAAAUAUUUCAGACAGUUGACUCCACAUGGUAUUUGAAAUGGCAAUCAGAGGCAGAAUCAAAUUUUAAAUCCAGACAAAACCACGAACCAGAUGAACAAACUCAAUGGUUUCUUUGGUUUUUAGUCAGAGCUGCUAUAUAUGGGUUUGUUCUGUUUCAUGUGUUCAAAUUUAUGAGGAGAAGAAUUCCAACUCUUCUUGGUUUUGGACCCUUGCGAAGAGAUCCAAAUAGAAGGAAGUUGCAGCGAGUGAAGUAUUACAUUAAUAGUAAAUUGAAAAAAAUCAAGCAGAGGAGGAAGGCUGGCGUUGAUCCCAUAAAGACAGCUUUUGAAAAGAUGAAGAGGGUGAAGAAACCACCAAUACCAUUGAAGAACUUUGCUAGCAUUGAGUCUAUGAAAGAGGAAAUCAAUGAAGUUGUGGCAUUUUUGCGAAAUCCAAAGGCUUUCCAAGAAAUGGGUGCGCGAGCACCUCGGGGCGUCCUUAUUGUAGGUGAGAGGGGUACGGGCAAGACAUCUCUAGCAUUGGCUAUAGCUGCUGAGGCUAAGGUGCCUGUUGUUGAAAUCAAGGCCCAAGAAUUGGAGGCUGGGCUGUGGGUUGGACAAAGUGCAUCCAAUGUUCGUGAAUUGUUUCAGACAGCUAGAGAUCUGUCUCCUGUGAUAAUAUUUGUUGAGGAUUUUGACCUGUUUGCUGGUGUACGUGGCACUUUUAUCCAUACCAAAAAUCAAGAUCAUGAAGCUUUCAUCAAUCAACUGCUUGUAGAACUUGAUGGGUUUGAGAAACAAGAUGGGGUUGUGUUGAUGGCUACUACAAGAAAUCUUAAGCAAAUUGACGAGGCCUUGCAGAGGCCAGGUCGCAUGGAUAGAAUAUUUCAUCUUCAAAGGCCAACACAAGCAGAGAGAGAGAAAAUAUUGUACAUGGCAGCAAAGGAAACAAUGGAUGAUCAACUUAUUGAUUAUAUAGACUGGAAAAAGGUUGCUGAGAAGACGGCUCUUUUACGACCUAUUGAAUUAAAACUUGUUCCAGUGGCUUUGGAAGGAAGUGCCUUCCGGAGCAAAGUUCUUGACACAGAUGAAUUGAUGAGCUACUGUGGUUUCUUUGCAACUUUCAGUUCUAUGAUUCCUCCAUGGAUGCGUGAGAUCAGAAUAUUCAAGAAGUUGAGCAAAUCGUUGGUGAAUCAUCUUGGACUAACAUUGACAAAAGACGAUCUGCAGAAUGUUGUUGAUUUGAUGGAGCCAUAUGGCCAGAUAAGCAAUGGGAUAGAGCUUUUGAGCCCUCCACUUGAUUGGACGAGGCAGACCAAGUUUCCACAUGCUGUCUGGGCUGCAGGCCGUGGUCUUACUGCUCUUCUUUUACCAAAUUUUGAUGUUGUUGAUAAUCUUUGGCUUGAACCUCUAUCUUGGCAGGGAAUUGGUUGUACAAAAAUCACAAAAGCAAGAAAUGAAGAUUCCAUCAAUGGGAAUUCAGAAUCUAGAUCAUAUCUUGAAAAGAAGCUUGUGUUUUGUUUUGGUUCUUAUGUUGCAUCCCAAAUGUUACUUCCUUUUGGGGAAGAAAAUUUACUUUCUUCAUCUGAGAUACAACAGGCGCAAGAGAUAGCUACACGAAUGGUCAUUCAGUAUGGGUGGGGACCUGAUGACAGUCCUGCAAUUUAUUACCGUAGUAAUGCGGUUACGGCAUUAAGCAUGGGAGAUGACCAUGAAUAUGUGAUGGCUGCUAAAGUUGAAAAGAUGUUCGAUUUGGCAUAUAUCAAAGCAAGACAAAUGCUGCAGAAAAAUCGCCUGGUACUGGAAAAGAUUGUGGAGGAAUUACUUGAGUUUGAAAUUUUGACUGGAAAGGAUUUAGAAAGAAUUACUAAAGAUAACGGUGGAAUCAGGGAGAAAGAGCCGUUUUCUCUUGGUGAUGUUCAAGCUAGUGAGCCAACAUCUGGAAGCUUCCUUGAAAGAGGAAAUGCAUCAGGAAGUGCUCUACUAGCAUCCUAGAUUAGGAUAGUACGUGCUAUACUAUUAUUCAUUUUUAUUAUAUUAUUCAUUUGUACUUGCAUAAGCACGCAUAGUUUAGGAUAUACAACGUACUAUACUAUUCUGAUGCCUGUGUUCGUUGGGAUGAGAAGACAGCAGUUUUCCUUCGUUUCUUGAUGUCAGCCAGAUCCCAAUUUGUUUUCCUUAGCAUUGUAACAUGAAUUGUUUAUUUUAAUGUUCUUGGACUUUUUAUCGUAUACACCAGCUUUGUUAACAUUUCCUUAGUACUUUGAAGAUACGAACAUAUCCACCGAACUAUAUGUAAUGGUUGUGAUUGUAUUUUUUUC
Messenger RNA from Abrus precatorius (Indian licorice), 4385 nucleotides. RefSeq names its product probable inactive ATP-dependent zinc metalloprotease FTSHI 5, chloroplastic. Gene Ontology annotation, molecular function: metalloendopeptidase activity; ATP hydrolysis activity; ATP binding. Bases 193 to 4059 code for a protein of 1288 amino acids. The record is from RefSeq and is a predicted model, not a curated record. NCBI's taxonomy places the organism in Eukaryota, Viridiplantae, Streptophyta, Magnoliopsida, Fabales, Fabaceae. Gene Ontology annotation, biological process: proteolysis. Gene Ontology annotation, cellular component: chloroplast thylakoid. The transcript has 19 exons.